This is a messenger RNA of Solea senegalensis (Senegalese sole), 971 nucleotides long. Its product is annotated as schwannomin-interacting protein 1. The coding region runs from base 1 to 525 and encodes 174 amino acids. Gene Ontology annotation, cellular component: cell junction; plasma membrane. The transcript is spliced from 6 exons. The record is from RefSeq and is a predicted model, not a curated record. Gene Ontology annotation, biological process: positive regulation of hippo signaling. Lineage: Eukaryota; Metazoa; Chordata; Actinopteri; Pleuronectiformes; Soleidae.
AUGCUCAAAAGGGGGACGGGGGUGAGGACGGACGACAGUGCCGGGGGAGUGUGGACAGAUGUGUGGGGGGAGGAAGAUGACUUCACGAGGUGUCGCGUCUCCGUCGUCGCAUCACGGUUUCACAACCACAGGAACCUGCAGCUGUGCUUCAUCAACAACGGAGACAGUGAAGAUGAGGAGGACGGAAACAACAAGGAGGUGUCCGUGGGGACGGGACGCAGAGGCUGUCAUGCCUCUGGGCUGAAACAGGAAGUGGUGACUGCUCUGAGGACACUGAGGGACGAACUGCUGGCUGAACAGAAGGAGAUGGAGCGUCUGACCAGCAGCAGUUGUGUUGCCAAGAGGAAACAUCUGGAGCGUUGGGAGCUCCAGGAGUGUUCAGUGCAGCAACUAAGCAGCAUGAGAGCGUCACUGCAACAGGAAGUUCACGCUCUGAGCUCGGAGCUCGUGGCCCACCUGCUGGUGAGAGACCAGUGGAGGACGACACAGGACGCCAUGCUGCUGGACGUCCAGGACCUGACCUAAUUGGACGUAGGGCAUCCGCGCUCGGACCAGGUCUAACAUUAACCAAACCGCUAACUCUGGGAAAUGGACAAAGACGAAGACAAGAGUGGACCUCGGGAGGAAGGAAGUUGAAAAAGUGGUUUGACGACGUCAAGGUCAAAACUUUUCCUGACAGGAAGUCAGCAACACUUUGAUUCGCGUCUGGAAGUCGAGUCGUAACGGAAUCAAUCAGGAAGAGAAGAGUAUCAGUUUUCAAAAUAAAAUCGUAAGUUUCUGUGUAUCCACACUAAAACCCAAUCCCACAGUUUUCAAAAUAAAACUGUUGGUUCAAGUUUAUCCACAAUAAAACCCAGCCCCACAGUUUUCAAAAUUAAACUGUAGGUUCAAGUUUGUCCACACUAAAACCCAGCCCCACAGUUUUCAAAAUAAAACUGUAGGUUCAAGUUUGUCCACACUAAAACCCAGCC